Punctularia strigosozonata HHB-11173 SS5 is the source of this 960-nucleotide messenger RNA. RefSeq lists its product as uncharacterized. NCBI's taxonomy places the organism in Eukaryota, Fungi, Basidiomycota, Agaricomycetes, Corticiales, Punctulariaceae. The record is from RefSeq and is a predicted model, not a curated record. Bases 1 to 960 code for a protein of 319 amino acids. The transcript has a single exon.
AUGUCGAGCAAGAUCAUCCCCUUGCUCCUCCGCCACGUGCUGUCGGGCACACCCUCGGACGACGACCUCCUCCCCGCCCUCCACUCGCGCUCGGGCGGCGCGCACUGCAAUCCGCCCACCGGCGACAACCGGCUCACCAACUUUCGCAAGGGCACCAUGGUUUGGUACCUCAGCAAGGCCGCCGGCGCGCCGUGCCCCUUCAGCCGCGCCGGGAUCAGGCUGUGCGACUACGGCGAGAACGGGAAGGUGGGGUAUAUGCCGACGACGGACAGGGAGAAGAGGGAGAGGGACCGUGCUAGACGGGCGGCGAACCGGGGGCUGAAGAGGAAGAGGCUACCCAGAGCGUGCGCGGACAAGAGCGCGGCGUCGGAUUCGGGCUCGGACGCGGAGAAACCGCCGCCGAAGGUGAAGCUGACGCUGCGCCUCAAGCCGAGCCUCAUCCGGGCGAGCUUGUCGCCUUCGACGCCGUCGCCGUCUUCCGUGUCGCCGACCGCGUCUGCUACUCGAUCAAGAGAAAUCGUCGACUUGUCCAAGAUGUCCGACUCGGACUCCGACUCGGAUGAUUCUGACGAUUCUGGGGAUGUGUCUGAAGACGACUCCGGUCUCCAUGUCUCCGGUUGUGGAGUCCCAUCCCGUGCCAGAUGUUCCGAUGGAUCAACGACCUUCACUUGCGUAUCCGUCAGUGCGAGCUACUUCCAUGCCGCCUUACACGGUAUCGUCAGAUGGUCGGUGCCUAUCCUUCGCAUUACCUCCUUCGGUGGAAGCUCCUGUCUGCCUUUCCGAAGAUCUGCGUCCGUCACCCAUAGCGACGCCUCGCCCCCUCCAGAUUCUGAUGACGAGGUCCCCGCUGAUGGCCACGAUUGGGACUCGGCCGGGGCUCGGCGGUACUCGUCUGCCGAAGAGCCGCCCUUCUCCGAUGAUGAGGAUAUGGAUGCCGACUGGGGGCUUCGACGCGGAUGA